Coprinopsis cinerea okayama7#130 is the source of this 813-nucleotide messenger RNA. RefSeq names its product phsophatase-2a. NCBI's taxonomy places the organism in Eukaryota, Fungi, Basidiomycota, Agaricomycetes, Agaricales, Psathyrellaceae. The transcript is spliced from 8 exons. Gene Ontology annotation, cellular component: nucleus; cytoplasm. The record is from RefSeq and is a predicted model, not a curated record. Gene Ontology annotation, biological process: double-strand break repair via homologous recombination; peptidyl-serine dephosphorylation. Bases 1 to 813 code for a protein of 270 amino acids. Gene Ontology annotation, molecular function: protein serine/threonine phosphatase activity.
AUGGCACCUGGCUUGCGAACCGACUCGCUGAUUGUCCUAAAUCCCGUUUCUGUGGACUAUCUCUUCUGGGACUUGAUGGAGCUGUUCAAAGUGGGAGGUUUUUGUCCAGAGACGAAUUACCUGUUCAUGGGCGACUUCGUAGACCGAGGGUUCUACAGCGUCGAAACCUUCCUUCUCCUACUGGCUCUCAAAGUCCGGUACCCCGACCGUAUAACCCUUAUUCGUGGAAACCAUGAAUCUCGUCAAAUCACUCAAGUGUAUGGGUUCUACGAUGAAUGUCAGCGGAAAUACGGGAGUUCGAACGUGUGGAGAUGGUGCUGUGAAGUUUUUGACUACCUCGCGUUGGGCGCUAUCGUCGAUGGGCGGGUGUUCUGCGUACAUGGGGGCCUAAGUCCGGCACUAUCGAGCAUCGAUCAAAUCAGAUCCAUCGACCGGAAACAAGAAGUACCACACGACGGGCCAAUGUGUGAUCUACUCUGGAGUGAUCCAGAUGACAUCUCAGGUUGGGGCCUCUCGCCACGCGGUGCUGGAUUCCUCUUCGGCGCAGACAUCACUCGCCAAUUUUCGCACAACAACGCCAUCGACCUCAUCGCCCGUGCCCACCAGCUCGCCAUGGAAGGCUAUAAAUUGAUGUUCGAUAAGAUGAUUGUGACGGUGUGGAGCGCACCUAACUAUUGCUAUCGAUGCGGAAACGUUGCCUCCGUCCUCGAACUCGACGAGCACCUCGCGCAGGAAUACAAAGUAUUCAGUCACGCGCCGAUGGAUAUCCGGUCUAUCCCUGCUAAACGACCGCCUGCGGAUUACUUCUUGUAG